This is a messenger RNA of Epithele typhae, 1815 nucleotides long. RefSeq names its product concanavalin A-like lectin/glucanase. The transcript has 6 exons. Gene Ontology annotation, biological process: carbohydrate metabolic process. The coding region runs from base 1 to 1815 and encodes 604 amino acids. Lineage: Eukaryota; Fungi; Basidiomycota; Agaricomycetes; Polyporales; Epitheliaceae. Gene Ontology annotation, molecular function: hydrolase activity, hydrolyzing O-glycosyl compounds. The record is from RefSeq and is a predicted model, not a curated record.
AUGUCGGUCCCCAGCGGCCCUGCCUCGCCGACGAGUGGCCGCGCUCCUCCAUCGGCGUUCCCUUUCCUUUCCCACCCAGGGAACCCCGAUCCGGGCACCCACAUCCCCGGCAUGGGACGUCGCUCGUCCGUCGAGAGCCUGCGGGCGCGUGAGGCCGCGCAUCAACGGUCGCCCAUCUCGCCGAACUACACCGGAACGGCUUAUCCUGCUGCAGGCACCGCUGCGGGCUACGGCCCCCUCGCCCACGACAACGCCAGCAUGGGAGACCUCGGACGCCCGUACGCGCCCUUCAUGGAGAACGGCGGCGUGCCCUCGCGCGAGGGAAGCGCGACACCGCCGAGCCCGAUGGGCAGCCAGAACGCCCUUUACAUGUCGAGCGCGGCCGCCGCCAUGAACGCCAGCCAGACUCACAUUCAGGGCGCCGGUACCAUUCCGCGCUCGCAGUCCAGUCCCGCGCUGAACAUGCGCGCGCCAUUCCUGUCGCCCGCUUCGCGCCCGUCGUCGACGGUGUGGUCGCCGCCGGCCUACCCCUUCCCUUAUCCCCCGACGCAAUCGGCGUCGUCAACCUCCGGGUUCGUGCGCAAGACAAAGCCGCUCAUGCCUUCUUCUCGCUUGUCCCAGAAGCUCUCCACGGAGGACAAACCGUGGUUGAAGAAGCGGGAUUGCCGCGACCGCACGUCUUGGUGGCUCACGUUCGUCUGUUUGUGGCUCGGCGUCGGCGGCGCUGCGGUGCUCUGCUUUUUCGGUUGGAAUUCCGUUCUUAUCCUGAAGGACUCCGACCUCUGCCUCGUCCUCGAAGACAACUUCGACACGCUCGACCUCAACACCUGGACGCGUGACGUCGAGCUGGGUGGCUUCGGCAAUGGCGAGUUCCAGAUGACCACAAACUCGGACAAGAACCUCUUCGUUCAGAACGGGGAGUUGUAUAUCUUGCCGACUUUGACCUCUGACGAGAUUGGUCUUGGGAAGAUCACUGAUGGUGGGAGUUACACUCUCGACGGUUGCACCUCUAACAAUAAGAGUGCCUGCGAGGUUACGUCCAAUGCCGGACAACACCAAGCCAUCCAGCCUGUGCAGUCUGCCCGUCUUCACACCGCCAGCUCUACCACCAUUGCGUUUGGUAAGGUCGAAGUUAGGGCGAAGAUUCCCCGAGGCGAUUGGCUAUGGCCUGCAAUCUGGAUGCUUCCCAAGGACAGCAAGUAUGGCCAAUGGCCGCUCAGCGGCGAAAUUGAUCUCAUGGAGGCUCGCGGCAACGCUCCGUCGUACCCCGCCCAAGGACGGAACUUUGUUCGGAGCUCGCUCAACUACGGCCCUCUCGCCUCCCUUCCAACUCAGAUCUUCGGGUUCAUCUCGCAGAAGCAGUCGUCGUACGACAAGGACUUCCAUGUCUACGCCCUUGAAUGGACGCCUGACUGGAUGCGCUUCUACGUCGACUCGCGUCUCACGGCCAUGAUGAACUUGAAGAUCACAGGCAAGGGUGGCAAGGACUUCUUCAAGCGCGGCAACUACCCAGAGACCUCGACUAACGGUUCCAACGUCGCUGUCGUCGUCGAGGACAUCUGGGCUGAGCAGGGCGGCCAGGCCGCAGCGCCCUUCGACCAGGAAUUCUACCUGAUCCUGGAUGUCGCUGCCGGAGGCACUAGCGGAUGGUUCCCGGACGGCGUCGGCGGCAAGCCCUGGUUCGACGGCUCGAACACCGCGAUGUUUGACUUCGCCAAGGCGCAGUCGACUUGGUCGGCGACGUGGCCGUCGGACUCUGCAGACCUAGCAAUGCGGAUCGACUAUGUGAAGAUGUGGAAGCUGGGCUCCUGCUAG